Archocentrus centrarchus (flier cichlid) is the source of this 1720-nucleotide messenger RNA. Its product is annotated as protein max-like. Gene Ontology annotation, molecular function: DNA-binding transcription factor activity; protein dimerization activity. NCBI's taxonomy places the organism in Eukaryota, Metazoa, Chordata, Actinopteri, Cichliformes, Cichlidae. Bases 153 to 620 code for a protein of 155 amino acids. Gene Ontology annotation, cellular component: RNA polymerase II transcription regulator complex. The record is from RefSeq and is a predicted model, not a curated record. Gene Ontology annotation, biological process: positive regulation of transcription by RNA polymerase II. The transcript has 4 exons.
GUCCAUGUGUGUAGGCGAAUCACGUGUGGACGAACCUUUGGUUGUCAUGUCUCUGCUGUAGCAGAGUUCCGCGUUGGGUUUCAUUAUUUGCCUCCAGUUUUUCGCUGCACUUUGUUUUCUUUUCUCAUACCUUCUUUUUCUUUAAUCGAAGAAUGAGUGAAAACGAUGACAUCGAAGUCGACAGCGAUGCAGACAAGCGAGCACAUCACAAUGCGCUGGAGCGCAAACGCAGGGACCACAUUAAAGACAGCUUCCACAGUUUACGCGAUUCUGUGCCUUCAUUACAAGGGGAGAAGAUUUCUGUUAAACAGGCUUCCCGAGCACAGAUUCUAGACAAAGCCACGGAGUACAUCCAGUACAUGAGGCGAAAAAACCAUACCCACCAGCAAGACAUUGAUGAUCUAAAGAAACAGAAUGCACUGCUGGAGCAGCAGGUUCGUGCACUUGAGAAGGCCAAGGGGAACACUCAGCUCCAGACAAACUACUCUUCUGAUAGCAGCUUGUACACAAACCGUAAAGGGAGCGCCGUGUCCGCCUUUGACGGCGGGUCCGACUCCAGCUCUGAAUCAGAAUCAGACGAGACACCCAACAGGAAGAAGCUGCGCGUAGAGCCCAGCUAGAUUUGGGUGGACCCCAGCUCCUGAGACAGACUCUAUUUACCCACCAGCCCCAGCUCCUCUUACCUGUCCGCACUGAGUCCUGCCUUCUUGUGCUAGUCCAGGAGACGAGGUGGAGAUUGUGUGAGAGAGGUGCUAUUAUGUAUAAAACGCUUCUACCUUCUUUUAUCCUUCUGGAAAGCAUCCUGUCAAUUCUUUUGUGGCCCAGCAACAAAGUUUAAGAUCCCCAAAUUGAGGCAGCUCUGUAGUUUUGAAGGACUUGAUGCUUUUCAGACCUCAUAAAUAACCAUUCAUAAAUGUGGAGAUGACAAGGCAUGAGGCUUGAGUAAAGCUACAAAAAUAACCUUUCCCUUUGGUUGUUUUGGUCAGCCUCUCCAAUCUGGUGGAGUUGUGAGACUUUUGAUAAAUGGAAAUGGUAGGGAUACUUUACCUUUUAAAUAAUGAUGAGAAUAAUGAUCAUAUUUUUCCAGAAAAGAAUGUGAAGUUGGAAGUUUUGGAAGAACUGUCUGUUACGCAAAAUGCAACCCUCCUUAUUCUGUGUAGGCGGCUAAAAGUUUUGCCUUUGAAAUGUUGUGUAAUCAAACAAAUCCCUCUAUUUAUAGUCAUGCACCAAGAAUAAUUUCUUACCCUUAUAUAUAAUCUGAUGUCUGAUCUCCCAUUAUGUUUGGCUUGAAUAUUUCAAAAGUUUCAGCUAUUUAUUUUUCUCUAUUUUUAAUAUUAUUAAAUAACUUGUGGUUAUAAAAAAAAAAUAAAAAAUCCCCUCAUGGAUAUUGAAUGUUACACAAUGCAGUUAAAAAGCAUUGUCCUUUAUUUUUGUCAAUGGAAGUCCCUUUCAGCGUGUAGUAUGUAACACUGUAUACUCUUAAAUGGUGUCAUUUCUGCAAAGAAAAGCCUUCCCUUGAAAUAUUUGCCUGUGCUGGGAAUGUUUAUCUUUUUUUUUUUCUUUUCUUUUGCAGAGGUAAAUUAGUGUGUACCUUAUAAAAUUUGUUUGUUCCAUUCAAUGGAAAUUACAGGUAUGUUGUACAUACUGCCAACGGUUGUCUUGCAAGUUAAGGCACACCUUUAUUAUGAAACUAUAAAUAAACUAUUUUAUCCUUUUUGGA